This is a messenger RNA of Rhincodon typus (whale shark), 3258 nucleotides long. RefSeq lists its product as uncharacterized. The record is from RefSeq and is a predicted model, not a curated record. The transcript has 10 exons. Lineage: Eukaryota; Metazoa; Chordata; Chondrichthyes; Orectolobiformes; Rhincodontidae. The coding region runs from base 1272 to 2246 and encodes 324 amino acids.
GUGGUGGAGCUGGAGGGGAGUGUGGAGCGGACAAGGGAGUCACGGAGAGGCUGUAUUCACCAGUUGCUCCAAGACAUGGGCCGUGUGUCAGAGAGGAAGGUGCAGGGCCAUCUCCACAAUCGUAAGAGAUCUUGCUUAGUUUGUCUCAAACGGAGUUGGCUUUGGGGGGAGUGGUUGAAUGGGAGUCUGGAAUUGGGGUUGUGCGAGGUAGGUGGAACCCUGGAACGGGAUUGAUGAUUGGGUGGGGCUGUGAUCUCAGUUCCUGGGGAUUGAGGGGUCACUCAGCUGUGAAGAUUAGAAAGUUGUAGUUGGGACCCUGGUUCUGCUACAAGGGAUUCAGUUUGGUGCUGCUUGAUAUCCGGUAUUGGAUUUCAAUGGUCAGCCCUGAUGUCUACUUGGUUCUUGUAUAGUCUGUCCACUUCUUAGGAGGGAAGGAGGAAACUGUAAAAUCCUGUGGGCUCUCAAGCUGAUUGAUAUUCAGUGUUAGGAAUCUGAAAUAUAGGUAUCAGAGAUAUGGGAGGGAAAUCGAGGAAAACAAAAUAAAGAAUUGUUAGUGUAGAGGCUAGAAUUUCCAUUAUUCCAUUCCAUCCCGCCCCACCCCCAGUUACCAGGUUUCAGAUGGAUGUGUUUUGUCCAAUAACACAAGAGUUUCUGAUGGAUACCCUGGAUACAGACAGUGAUUCUGACUUAUUGGUGAACCAGCCACAAUCAGUGACCAACACGGGAGAGAGGUUGGAGACAGAAGCAGGUAAUCUCGAUCUGUGUAAGAGGGCUCUCAUUGGACAUGUCCUGGGAGAGUGAGAGAGAGAGAGAAUCUGGAAAAGGAACAACAGGACAGUUCAACAUAAAGACUGCCCUGUUCCAAAUGUGCCCUUACUGGAGAGAGAUGGGUCAUUGAGGAAAAUGUUUCCACAAAAUACUGCUUCUAUCUUGCUAUAACAAUCACUUUCUAAUUACCUGUGCUUCUUUCAUUAGUCGAUCGGAUUCUGACUGAUCCCUUCAGACUAGACGGUGACUCUCAGUCGAACUGGUGGAAAGUGCUGACUGAUUCCGACAGUAGCUCAGCAAAUAACAGGGAGCAAAGAGAUGAAUCAGAUGAGUUUCUGACUGAUUCCUUCAGACUAGACAGUGAUUCUCAGUGGAACUGGUGGAAAGUGUCGACCGACUCAGAGGACAGCUUGGAAAACAACAAUGCUAACCUGGAUGAAUGUAUAGAAGAUCUUCAAACGAUUCCCACAACAUUGCACAUAAAGCCACAUGAGCUGACUGAGAUGGGGGUAAGAGUGAUACAGGAGAACUGUUUGAGUGAAGACUCAAGUUGGGGCGAAGACUCAACCGAUUCAGAUGUCAGCUCAGAAGGCAAGGUGGAACAUCUGGAUGUACACUUUUCAAAGCAAAAAUAUCCACAUACUUCGUAUCCAAGGUAUCAUGUUGUUCGCCGUUUAACUGUUAACAAUAGUGCACUGGAAACUCUGAGGAGCCAUCUGUGUACAUACAACCCUCCCAAAAAAUAUGGAGACUGUCUAAACAUCUUGCUGUUUGGUAUGGUCGCAGCUGGUAAAUCAGCCACUAUUAAUACAUUUCUCUCAGCUCUGGAUCCAAGUGGAAGAACGAUAAACUGUGUCCCAACUGGAGCCCACCCUGACUCUUUCACAACAAAGCUCAAGUCCUACAAGUCAAACUCACUGCAGUUUUGGGAUACUGUUGGUUGGGAUUCAUUGAAAGAUGUGGACAAGACAAAGAAACUAUUAACCAUGAUCCUGGAAGGAAGGGUGCCACCAGGAACGAAUUUGCAGGAUUUCAAUCCUCAUUCAGAUGGUGCUCAGAAUCCAGUCAUUCCAAAAAAUGUAAUUCAUGGAGUUGCAUUCACUUUUAAUACUUUCACUAUGGAGGACAUUAAUCUGGAUUUGAUGAAGCAAUUUCAGGAUCUACAAACCAUUGUAUCACAGAAAGAUAUUUACAACAUUGUGAUCGGGACAAACUUUGAUCGAUUGAGGAUACCAGAGAAAAGCUAUAAUCGCAUUUAUGAAAACAGAAAGCUAAAACGGAAGUUUGCAAUGUUGUCGGAUUAUACUGGGAUGAAAAAACACACCAUGUUUGCUGUUUCGAAUGAGUUGAAAGGUGAUAAGAUUGAGAAGACAAAGUGUAUUCUUGCUUUGUACAUUCUGAAAAAUAUAGUCAAAAACAUAGACCCAUCUUCGAAAUUUAAAAGGCAAAAUACUGCAGAGGCUGGAAAUCUGAAAUGAAAACAGAAAAUGCUGGGAACACUGAGUAAGUCAGGCAGCAUCUGUAAAGAAAUGUUUCAGGUCCAGGAGGACCAUUCUUCAGAACCACUAGUUCCCCUCCUUGACUCAAAACGUUUACUCUGUUUUUCCCUCAACAGAUGCUACCAGAGUGUUAUGAAUCACCAGAAUUUCCCAUUAUUAGUUAGUUUAAAGACGGUUGGUACAUAAAGGCCCAAUGUAUGAGUCGUCUGUACUUGUUCAAUAAACAUCGACAGUAGCUGCAGUCACAGAAUCAAUUAACAGAAAAAGAUCACUCAGCCCAUCUUGUCUGUGUUGACUCAUUGAAAGAGCUAUUCAAUCAGCUCCACUCACAGGCUGCCUUUCCCCAUAACUUUGUACAUGUUCAUUUUUCAAAUAUCAAUUCAAUUCCCCUUUUGAACAUUCUUCAUGAAUCUGAGUCCACUGCCCUUCCCUUGCAGGCAUUGAAUUCCAGAUCACAACAAUUCAUUAUGCAAAAAAAAACAUUCUCAUCUGUUUGGUUGUUACAUCUACGUCUGUCUAGAUACCAAUUAUCUUGCCACUGGAAACAUUUUCUCCUUAUUUCAUGCUGCUGAAAAAAAGCAUAUUUUGAUUAACCUUUUGCCUUGCAAUUAUCAGGACAAUUUGUAAGACAUAUGAAUAUCAUCAUAUCUUUCAUGUAGUAAGUAGAUCAAAACAAUACACUCUGCUCUCUGUCAAAUUUUCCCCUGAUUUUAUGAUUCCUCACAUGAGGAUCAUUGACAGGGCCAGCAUUUGUUUCAUCCUUUUGUUGCCUUUGUGAAGGUGGUGGUGAGCUGCCUUCUUGAACCACUGUAUGUAGACCCACAAUGUCCUUUGGGGAGUUGAGGUUGCUCCACAUUUUUGACCUGGCAACAGUGAAGGAACACUGAUAUUUCCAAGUCAAAAUGGUACAUGAAUAUGAGUGCAGCCUGGGAGUGUCAUCUUAUGACUUCACAAUUUUGGUAAUCUUAUGUAAUAAAUAUUUUGUUCUCUA